This is a messenger RNA of Cucurbitaria berberidis CBS 394.84, 1806 nucleotides long. RefSeq lists its product as uncharacterized. Gene Ontology annotation, molecular function: zinc ion binding; sequence-specific DNA binding. The record is from RefSeq and is a predicted model, not a curated record. Bases 82 to 1668 code for a protein of 528 amino acids. The transcript is spliced from 4 exons. Lineage: Eukaryota; Fungi; Ascomycota; Dothideomycetes; Pleosporales; Cucurbitariaceae. Gene Ontology annotation, biological process: regulation of DNA-templated transcription.
AAGGCCCGGGAACCACGAUCCCCGUCUCGCAUCGCUUCACAUCGUCUCGCCGCCGCCGCCUCAGCAGCUAUCGAGUCGGCCAUGGAGACAUUAGACACUGCCAGUAGGCAAAGUGUUGGUCUUCCCUCGAUAAACCAUCUUGACGCCGCCGACAAAGUCAAGCGAGAAGAGGUGGAUUACCAGAGAAAAUAUCCCACAGCCGCCAUGGUCAGUCCGUUACACCCUUUCGCGGGCCCGUCGCAUUUGCAUGCCAAUCACCAAUCGUCGCCCGCCAGCGCAGUAUCCGCCUCGCUUGGAGGCUUGCUGUCUCCCCCAGAAUCCAGGCGAACGUCUGGUGAUGAGAAGGAAUCACAGCGACCGACGGCCCGCCAGUCGUUGCCGUCAAUACAUGAGGCCCUAGGGACGGAGCAGCCGCUGUCAUUCCCUGCUCCGGUACAGCCAACUUCUGCUCUAGCGCCAGUUCAUCAGCAUUAUCUCCCGCUUUCUGCGACCUCUUCGCCUUCAGAUCAACGAAUACGAAAUUUCCCGCCCGAUUUCAACAGUAGUCAGGGACCUACGAAUCCUUUUUCACAUCCAAGAAGCCCAUUUUUGGGCACUUCAAUCUCGCAACCGCCGCCGCCGCCGCCUCAGACGCAGCCCGAACCACUCCCUCGUCCAUCUUUUGCGGCCCCUCAGCAUAACCCGAAGCUGCCGACCCUCCAUCCACUAAAGACUACGCAGUCCCCUCCAAUGAGCGUUGCUCGACCAAAUAUGCCCUACCCCUCGUAUCCUCCGCCACCAAGUACUUACGAGAAUCCUGCCCCUCAAUCAGCGGGACCCAUGAACCAACAUUAUUCCUACUCCCAAUAUCCCCCGAGCUAUCCGCUUUCAGCACCUUCGGUGAGCGCGCCCAACUCGGCAUAUCCACCAUCGACCUCGACCUACUCUGCCCCACCACGCUAUCCCCCACAGCCUUGGCGGGACAACUCGGAGAUGGUUCGUUUGGAAGAUAAGAAGAUCAAUCGCGCCAGCUUGGCACCCUAUGGUGAAUCGGUUAAGCGACAUCUUGAAAGCUUCGACCUAGAGGCUUCGCUUAAUGAGAUGGCCGACGGCUCUGGUCGCAUUGGUGAAUUCUCCAAAGUCUACCGACAAAGAGCACACGAGAACCAACGUAUUGGUAUGACGCCACAGUCAAUGCCCAGGCUGGAAGAGGUCGACGAUAUGCUCAAGCAAAGUGAGAGAAUUCAAAUGUCACUUCAACGCAUGCGGGACGUCGUUCUCAACAAUCAUCAAGCGAGCAUGGUAGAACCACCACGAGAUCCAUAUCGACAAAUGAACGGAUACGAUCAUGAUGGCCUAAGCAAUUACGGUGACGACGGCAAAUCUGUCAGCGGCUUCGCUGGUGGCGACAAUAAAUCCAGAAAGCGAGGUGUAAGUACCUCUUUUGCGAUCUGGGGAUCAGUCAGUGUUAACGCUUGUGAACAGCGAGCUGCUCCACCAGGACGUUGUCAUAGUUGCAACCGUGCUGAGACGCCAGAAUGGCGCAGAGGACCCGACGGCGCCAGAACCUUGUGUAACGCCUGCGGUCUUCACUAUGCGAAAUUAACCCGCAAGAUGGGUGGCAAACAAGCCAUGACGAGUUCGAAUCUACGGCCUAAAUCGCUUGACCACGGGUCGCCAGCAAUGUAACCUUUUGUCUUGCUGACGUUGAUCAACAAGUCAGUUUGGCUCUUAUAUUUCCUCAGGACCGACCUCUUUGACACUAUCGACGAGCCGGUUGAGUACAUACUUUUAUCGACAUUUUCCUUGGAUCUCUGGAUGGCAUCG